AUGCCAGAUGGCACGGCCGUGGUGACACGCCAGGCGUCGCCGUCGCUCGCAGUUGCCGUCUUCCGCUUUCCGCAGCGGCACCCCCGGGCCGCGGGCUUCUUCCUGGUGUGGCUUCUGGGACUGUAUUGCGCGUUCCUGGCUCGUCCACCCGCCAUUACUGACGAGCAGACAACGGCAUUCAAAGUCAAAGUCCAGGAGGCGGAGGUCAUUUUGGGAGAGCUGGCACGGGCGGAGCAGGUGCUGAUGGAGGCGGAGCUUGAGCAGCAGCAGUUCAAGGUGUGGUUCUGGCGGUUCAAGCCCGAGGCGCGGACGGAGGUGGAGGCGCGGCAGCCGGCGGUGGAUGCCGCGCGAGCUGUGGCGCGGGAGAUACAGGGGCGGCGGGACAAGGUGCUGCGGGAGGCCAAGGCGGUCCUGGGGCUGUGGUCGGAGGCCGGCGUGGAGGAGGGGAGGGAGCUGUUUUGGGAGUCGUUCAACUCGGGCAAGGUGUUUGCCCAGCGCCAGACCUUCAUCGACAGCAUCUUCACCAUCCUCGACUCCCGGGACCGAGACUGGAUCAGCAUGCUGCUGCAGCUGCUGUUCCAGACCCUCAUCAACUUCUUCACGGGCCUCUGCGCCAGCGUCUUCAUCUUCCUGCUGCAGCUGCCCUCCCUCAUCUGGAGCUACCAGGCCUCCGUGUGGAGCGCCGUCAGCUUCUUUGCGCUGGCGGGGGUGGCGGCGGUGAGCGUGGUGGCAGCCUACCUCGGCCUGCUGUUUGGCGCGGGCGGGGUCGUGGCCUACUCCACCGUCCACCUGGUGGUGCAGCAGGCGGCGCGGCUGGAGGCGGGGCGCGAGCAGCAGCGGCGGCGCCUCGACUACGACCGCCGUGAGCACCACGACUAG
Chlorella variabilis is the source of this 879-nucleotide messenger RNA. RefSeq lists its product as hypothetical. The record is from RefSeq and is a predicted model, not a curated record. Lineage: Eukaryota; Viridiplantae; Chlorophyta; Trebouxiophyceae; Chlorellales; Chlorellaceae. The coding region runs from base 1 to 879 and encodes 292 amino acids. The transcript is spliced from 4 exons.